GCCCGUACCGGAAGCGCCGCCUGCAGGCCCCGGCGGGGAGCGGGGCCUCCCCCGGGCAACAUGGCGGGGUGGAGGCAGGAACUGGUGACCUUCGAGGACAUCGCCAUCUAUCUGAGCCGCACAGAGUACGAUGCCAUUGAGGAGGAGCAGAGGGAGCUGUACCGCAGCGUCAUGCUGGACAACUACAAGCUCUUGAUGUCCUUGGGUUACCCAGGCCCCAAACCCGACAUUUUAUACCGGCUGGAGAACGGGGAAGAGCCGUGGGUCUGCACGUCGCCGACCCCGGUGAGGUGGGAUGGACCCGACAGCCCCUCUCCAGGAUACGAGGAGGACAGGAGCCGGCUGGAGGAGCCUCUCUCAGACUGGUGGCCUGGUGCUAGUGAGCACCGUGUGCCGGAGGAGGGGACGGAGACCCCCUGCCAAGCAGGAGGACGGUGCACGCAGUGGCGUCUCCGGUCUAGGAGACUGCUGAAGAAGUUCGGGUGUCUCGGGGACAGGAGUGAGUUGCCGGCUGAGGUGGCUAGCACAGGAGUGGGGCCAGCUGAAAGCCGAGACCAGGCACAGACGGUCUUGUGGCCUGGGAAGGAAGGAGAAGUAGAGGAUAAACGAGAGGUCACAGCAAACGUCAGCCAAAGCAGAGGAUUGCCGCUUCAUCCAGUGCCGGAACAGCAGAACAAAAAGGCAAAUCCUCAGGAAUACCGGCGUGGUGACCGCAGGGAGAAGUUUCAAAGGGGUGCCCCAAAAAGUCAAUGCCCGUCGUUGCAGGGAAAUUCGGAACUGUCUGUCGAGGAGCUGAAUGAGACCAUUUUCAAAGACCACUGUUACUGCGUGUUGAGCGAGGCACCGCUCGUGUGUUGCACCCUGCGUCCGUGUCCUCUGAGAGAACACGACUACUGCGGAAACCACAAGGACGGCGUCUGGGCCCUUAAGGACCACGAUUACUGUCACGUGCAGGGGAUUCGUUCCCAGGGCAGAGUUAAUAAAAUCGUUCAUCUCACCGGCAAGGCUCGGGCCGUGCUUCGCAGGCUGGCAGCACGAAAAUCCCGCAUCGGGCGAAUCGUCAGGAAAGCCAGGCGAAUUUUGUGGCAUUACAGACCUUGGGUCAACAAGAGGCUGGAGUUCCCUGAGAGUUUGUUUAGCACCUCUGAACCUCCCGUCCUUCCUGCCCAGGCAGAAGAUGACCCCACGAAGGGAACCCCUGGGGCGUUUUGUUCUCCUGCAAAGCGGGAGGCUGCGUCCCCCCAGCCUCGGAGUGAGGGAAGCUCCCAAGGGACGACGGCGGAAGCAUUUUGCGUCCCUGUGGUGUCUUCUGAACUGGUGGCUGCUCCCCCACCCUCAAACGCAGCCACAGAGGUGAAGAGAGAAGCGACGCGCCCCGAGGCAUCCAUACGCUGCGAGGCGCAGAGGGCCCAGCUUAAGCUGCUCCAUAGCCCGGACGCCAAGCAAAACGACGAAGGACAAGAAGCCGUUAAUUCCGAUUACGUAUCGCUGCAUGACGCCUAUAAAAUGGUGAUGCGGACCGUCGACAACACGCCGGACUCCGUUUGCCGGAACUUCGAGCUCGGCGACUACUCGCAGCGUAAGGAUCUCUGGCCCCUCGUCAUUCAGACGGGCAGCUGAGCCGCGGCAGGACGGCGGCGGCGACGCUCGGCUCUCUCGAGGCGAACGCUCGGCACCUUCUUCCCUGCAGCAAAACCCCCCUGGAGCCAUCUGAGAGAAGAAACGCCGUGAAGGGCGUGCAGAGGCGGAUUAAUGGGUAUAAAACGCGAUAUGCGGCACCCGCUGGGGAAGCUGGGAUCAUCUGGGAGGUUUUGGGGAAAAGGCCAAGAGAAAAGGCAGGAUUGGUUUGGAUAAAAGGAGGAAACAGGGG
Molecule: messenger RNA, 1870 nt
Organism: Chroicocephalus ridibundus (black-headed gull)
Lineage: Eukaryota; Metazoa; Chordata; Aves; Charadriiformes; Laridae
Biological process (GO): regulation of DNA-templated transcription
Source: RefSeq, a predicted model, not a curated record